AUCAAUUGUCACACUAUUCAAAGACGAAGCAAUGGAGGUGCAGUCGGACACAACCGAUAACAAUGUGCAAAUGGCGGAUUCAGUUUCCAACGAGGACCUCGUCGAAUCCAGAUACACUUCACCUGAUCAGUUGGCUGAUACAUUAGCCACCCUGUCCGGUCUCCCGGUCAGUCAUUUGACCAAUUUUCUCAAUUUGGACACGGUCAUGGAACGAAAUCGGCGAGCCAUCGCAGUUCAGUCGGACAGCCAAAAUCAAACUGCAUUGCCCUUCUUCCUUCCGGUCGCGGAGACCGAGAAGGGUUUGGCCUGGGUCGACCAAUCGGCUGGCGAUGGUCAGUCGAUUGCAGGUGAAGGGAAACCGCAGCAGUCCGGUCCUCGUGUUGCUGCACAGAAGCGUCGUUUGGACGAGGAGAAUUUGACCGCGAUGGAACCCGUGCCCGGUCUCGGCACUCGUCUGAUUCAGGCCAGCACGAAUGCCGAA
Echinostoma caproni is the source of this 481-nucleotide messenger RNA. Lineage: Eukaryota; Metazoa; Platyhelminthes; Trematoda; Plagiorchiida; Echinostomatidae. The record is from the annotation of a GenBank genome assembly.